CCCAUGGCUUCAAUCCUUCCGUCAUGCCUCUUUCUUCUCAUGUCCAUCAUUCUUUUCUCCUCCUCCGCUCACUCCUCCCCUCAGAAUAUCCAAACUUGUUACCCUUUUCCUCUGCCACUCCAUUUCCCAACCGUCACUGAUACUACAGACAAUCUCUCCAUCUCCGGGAGAAGGCCGCCGCCGCCACCACCACCACCACAUCCACCACUUCAAGAACCGAAGAGGAUGGCGAAACCAAAGCGGAAGCUCAAGAAAGGCACCAUUAUAGCGGUGGCGGUUUCUACUGUGGCGGCUACCCUUCUGCUUUCUCUGGGUCUCCUGUUUUACAUUCGAAGACGCAUUCUUGCAAAACUCAAGGAACAUCGAGUAGAAUCUCAAGAAUUUACAAGAUUCGAUGGAAACCUUAAUGGGUUGAUUGUUGAAGAAGAUGGUCUUGAUGUGAUGUAUUGGAAGAAGGACAAUGAAGAAGAUGAAGAGAUGGGUUUUGCAAGAGAUGGAUCAAUCGUCCCUGAGAUUGUGCAAGAAACUCCUCUGCUCCAUGGAAUUUCUUCAAUGGAAGCUCCUGAUCACUCUCUGUCUAGUUCACGAGUAUUGCCAUUGCCGCCUCCUCCUCCAUCAAUGCCCCUGCCGCCUCCUCCAUCAAUCCCCCCGCCGCCCCCACCAACUGUAGUUGCCAAGACAGGGCCAUCCAAAGAUCAGGCUAGACUGAAGCCAUUACAUUGGGAUAAGAUCAAUACCAAUGUAGAUCAUUCUAUGGUGUGGGACAAGAUUGAGGACGGUUCUUUCAGCUUUAAUGGCAACCGUAUGGAAGAUCUCUUUGGGUAUGUAGCCACAGACAAGAAACUGCCAAUAGAGCAGAGUGGCCUCAACCAUGGCGGACCAAAGCUAAUCUCAAUUCUUGAUUCUCACAGGGCAAGAAACAUUGCGAUAAUUCUUAAAUCUCUGAACAUAACUCGGCAAGAACUUCUCGAUGCUCUCACGGAGGGAUAUGGCCUCGAUUCAGACACACUUGAGAAGCUUGUCAAGAUCACUCCAACCAAAGAACAACAAUUCCAAAUCCUCAAAUUUGAUGGCGAUUCAUCAAGACUUGGCGAUGCAGAAUCUUUCAUUUUCCAUCUCCUCAAGGCUUUUCCAACGGCCUUCAAUCGUCUAAACGCUAUGUUUUUCAAAUCAAGCUUCAAAUCAGAGCUUAAUCGACUCAAGGACUUUUCACAAACACUUAGUAGAGGUUGCGAAGAACUGAAGGGAAAAGGAUAUUUUAAGUUGGCUCGGGUCAAUCCAAAGAUUUUGCCCAUGAACCAAAAACCGAACUGA
This is a messenger RNA of Cucurbita pepo subsp. pepo (vegetable marrow), 1314 nucleotides long. NCBI's taxonomy places the organism in Eukaryota, Viridiplantae, Streptophyta, Magnoliopsida, Cucurbitales, Cucurbitaceae. The record is from RefSeq and is a predicted model, not a curated record.